AUGUCUACUGCGAGAACCGAGGCAGCGAUCGCUGCUUUGAAGAAUAAGAUUGAAAAAACCAAAAAAGCGAUCGAACUGAGAAAAUCUUUCCUUGAGACUUUAAAAAAGGAGCACGAUGAUGCCAAGCUUCGAGUUACCAAAGCAAUCAAAGAUAAAAAGAGGAUCUUGAAGCACCAUGCGACUCGAUUGAGAGGAAUGAUCUUUCAAAUCUAA
Messenger RNA from Caenorhabditis remanei, 213 nucleotides. RefSeq lists its product as uncharacterized. The coding region runs from base 1 to 213 and encodes 70 amino acids. The transcript has a single exon. The record is from RefSeq and is a predicted model, not a curated record. NCBI's taxonomy places the organism in Eukaryota, Metazoa, Nematoda, Chromadorea, Rhabditida, Rhabditidae.